This is a messenger RNA of Durio zibethinus, 1206 nucleotides long. RefSeq names its product transcription factor MYB62-like. The record is from RefSeq and is a predicted model, not a curated record. Gene Ontology annotation, molecular function: catalytic activity; DNA-binding transcription factor activity; sequence-specific DNA binding. Lineage: Eukaryota; Viridiplantae; Streptophyta; Magnoliopsida; Malvales; Malvaceae. Gene Ontology annotation, biological process: regulation of DNA-templated transcription. Gene Ontology annotation, cellular component: nucleus.
AAUACGAGAACAGCUAUGCCUCCUGUUACAAAGGGCAUGUCCACUCCUAUUGAAGAGGACAGUGAGCUGAGAAGAGGGCCAUGGACUCUUGAAGAGGAUACUCUCCUAACCCAUUACAUUGCUCGUCAUGGGGAAGGUCGUUGGAACAUGUUGGCAAAAUGUGCAGGUCUCAAGAGAACUGGUAAAAGUUGCAGAUUAAGGUGGCUAAAUUAUUUAAAACCUGACAUUAAGCGCGGAAACCUGACUCCCGAAGAGCAGCUCUCGAUUCUUGAACUUCAUUCCAAGUGGGGAAACAGGUGGUCAAAAAUUGCACAGCAUCUUCCAGGAAGAACAGAUAAUGAGAUCAAGAACUAUUGGAGAACAAGGGUGCAAAAACAGGCUCGCCAACUUAAUAUUGAGUCCAACAGCAAGAGAUUUCUUGAGGCAGUUCGAUGUUUUUGGAUACCAAGAUUGCUUCAAAAAGUGGAACAGACAUCCUCUUCUUCUCCUUUUUUGAAAGAAAUGAGCUCCCAAAGCUCUGUUCCUUCUCAAGUAUCAGACUGCACAGUCCCUUCAUUGUCAAAAUUUUCCUCACUUUCAAACAAAAUCACAGACAAUUCAAAUUAUUCCUUCGAAAAUUCAAGUUCAGUCACCACCCAAAGUCUUUAUCCCACAAAUUUCACGAACAUUUCAGAGCAAACUGAAAUUUCCGAACACCUAACAAGUCCAAAUGUAUACGGCCAUACUUGUGCCUACAACAAUAACCAAAUUCUUAAUGGAAGUUACAAUAUUGACAGCAGUGGCUAUGACGUGGAGGGUUUCAGCCUGGCAUCCAUGUCAGCUGUGGGCUCCUAUGAAGGAUCCGCAUCUGAAUGCCAGAUGGGUGAAGGCAAUUGGCUCUGUAAUGAGAUGACAGAUACUUUAUGGAACAUGGAUGACAUAUGGCAGUUUAGGGAGUUGGGAGAGAUGAGCAAGUAGAUAUAACCAGGGCCAUGGGGAACGAGUUCGUAAGUCUACUUAUCCUGGAAAUUGAAGGCUCCACCCCACAUGUCAUCUUGACUGAGAAAUCAUACUGAUCCGCAUUGCAAUGAAUAGUUCAAUGCUGUGCUAUAUGACCCAUCAGUUAAAGUGAUGAAAGUGAUUUUUAAUGGAGGCUUUCUAUGUACUACUGCUAAUUAUUUUAAGAGUUGGAUCCUAACCACUGUAGAUUGAUAUAUAAGACUAUCU